UUAUGUCUAAAAAAAAAUUAUAAAAAAAAAUUAAAACGGGAAUUGAAAAAAGACCCACGUUAAAACCCACUAAAAGCGUGCCGCAACACAUUUUAUAUUUUUCCUAACAAAAUUAAUCAGCAAAACAUAUCAGUAGCAUUUAAAUUAAGAAAUAAAAAUUUUGAAGCAUAUCUGCAGGCGCAAGCGUCUAUAAUAACAAGCGGUAAAGACACAGAGCGCUGCUUCAACUAAGAAAAACAGAAAUCACAACAGUGAAAGGAGAAAAGAAAUCACAACGACAAUAACAACUAACACUAACGCAUUUACUAAGCCAAACAACGACGCUGGACGCCCCUCGGUAUGCAAACAAAUUGCGCAAAUAAAUAAACACACAUACACAAAUAGCCAUACGUAACGCAGCAAGUCGCAAGGUAAACGAAAAUCGGCGCUACGCAAUCAGCUAAAGCGACAAAGCAUAAAUUACAACUAAUUGAGGCAUACAUUUAGGCGCAUAAUAAACAAAUCUCAGCACAGUACUAGCGCAGUGACGUGACGCGCGGGCACACAACGCAAAUAACUCAUUUUUGCUGCGGAAGAAGAGCAACCAACAGCGCCGGCGAGUAAUUGCAAGAGUGUGGCAACCGUAGGGUCCAUGCAUUUAGAUGAAAUAUUGGCAAUAGCGACGCGUAAAAUAUUGAAAAGUAACAACUACUAGUCAACGCACAACACAAACACAAUCAAAACGCGCAAAUAAAGUUAGACGCAACGCACACAAACACACGAAAUGGCGUUCAUUUGGCGACGACGCUCCGCGUCCAUUGUGAAAAUCGUGGCCGUGCUCACCGCCAUCUGGUUCACAGUGGCGUUCUUCAUCUACCACGAUGAUGCGGCACAGGGUAGCGGCAGCAACAAAUGGAACGGCAUGUCGCUGGCGCUGAAAAGUGUCGCCGGUGGUGGUGGUGGCGGUGCGCCGCCUAACGCGCUCGACGCUGAGCAGGGCAUUUAUGAAGCCGGUGGCGGUUUUGGCGUUGAACGUGGCGGCGUGGCAGCGGACGAUGGUGGCGCCUACGUGGAGGGUGGUCGACGCGAACAGCGACGCGGUGUAGGCGAUGUGCCGCCACUCGAGCACAAUCAGCUGCUGGCAAAUGAAGAUAUUGCCCAACGGGCAGCUGGUGACGAUGCAGGCGACGCGAAUGUGGGCAAUUUCGCGCCAGAUCUUAAUGUGGGCGAUGAAUCAGUGCAGAAUAAUGUGGUGGUGGCGGCGCAACCAAACGAGCGCGUCUAUCGUGGCAAAUUGAUUGCGGGCAAUAAACCCAGCAGGAGCGCCAUCAAAAAGGUGCCCGAAGAUGAUGACAAAGGCGUACUCGUACCGCCAUCUCCGCCGAAGGAUGCGCCCGGUGAAAUGGGUAAACCAGUUGUUUUACCAACCAACAUGACUGUAGAAAUGAAGAAGGCCGUCGAUGAUGGCUGGACGAACAAUGCAUUUAAUCAAUAUGUAUCCGAUAUGAUAUCUGUGCAUCGAACAUUGCCAGAUCCACGAGAUGCAUGGUGCAAGGAGCCAAAUCGCUAUUUGGAAAAUCUGCCCGCCACCGAUGUCAUCAUCUGCUUCCACAAUGAGGCGUGGUCGGUGCUGUUGCGUACAGUGCACUCCGUGUUGGAUCGCUCGCCGCCGCAUUUGAUUAACGAAAUUAUACUGGUCGACGAUUUCUCCGAUAUGCCACACACCAAGCAACAGCUGGAAGACUACUUCAGCGCCUACCCGAAGGUGAAGAUAUUGCGCGCCCCCAGCCGUGAGGGUCUGAUACGAGCGCGUCUGCUGGGCGCACGCCACGCCACCGCGCCGGUGAUAACGUACUUGGAUUCGCACUGCGAGUGCACCGAAGGCUGGCUUGAGCCACUGCUCGAUCGCAUCGCUCGCAACAGCACCACUGUGGUUUGUCCGGUCAUCGAUGUCAUUGAUGAUACAACAUUGGAAUUCCACUACCGUGACUCGGGCGGCGUAAAUGUGGGCGGUUUUGAUUGGAAUUUACAAUUUAAUUGGCAUGCAGUGCCGGAACGUGAACGCAAGCGACACAAGAACUCCGCUGAACCGGUCUACUCACCCACCAUGGCUGGCGGUCUGUUCUCCAUAGAUCGUAAAUUCUUCGAACGUCUUGGCACGUAUGAUUCGGGUUUCGAUAUUUGGGGUGGUGAGAAUUUGGAAUUGUCUUUCAAAACAUGGAUGUGCGGUGGCACACUGGAGAUUAUACCAUGCUCACAUGUGGGGCAUAUAUUCCGCAAGCGUUCACCAUAUAAGUGGCGCUCUGGUGUGAAUGUGUUGAAGAAGAACUCGGUGCGUUUGGCUGAAGUCUGGCUGGAUGACUAUGCGAAAUACUAUUACCAGCGCAUUGGCCAGGACAAGGGUGACUAUGGCGAUGUGAGUGCACGUAGAGAGCUCAGACGCAACCUUGGCUGCCAGAGCUUCAAAUGGUAUCUCGACAAUGUCUACCCAGAGCUCUUCAUACCUGGCGAUUCAGUGGCGAAUGGCGAGAUAAGAAAUCUAGGCGUUGGCGGUCGCACAUGCUUGGACUCCCCGGCGGGCAAGCGGAACUUGAAGAAGCCAGUCGGACUGUAUCCCUGCCACAGGCAAGGCGGCAAUCAGUAUUGGAUGCUGAGCAAAGGCGGUGAAAUACGACGCGAUGAGGCCUGUCUCGAUUAUGCUGGCAACGAUGUGGUUCUGUAUCCAUGUCACGGCUCCAAAGGAAAUCAGUUCUGGAAGUAUAAUCAGCAGAAGCGUCAAAUACGACACGGUUCAUCAGACAAGUGUCUGGCCAUAUCGGAGAAGAAGGACAAAGUGGUCAUGGAGGAGUGUGAUUCGAAUCAAUUGCGACAACAAUGGAAGCUCGAAAAUUACGAUCCAUCGAAAUUGUGAGGUUACUUUUAUGCCAACGG
Messenger RNA from Bactrocera tryoni, 2910 nucleotides. RefSeq names its product putative polypeptide N-acetylgalactosaminyltransferase 9. The coding region runs from base 764 to 2890 and encodes 708 amino acids. The record is from RefSeq and is a predicted model, not a curated record. Lineage: Eukaryota; Metazoa; Arthropoda; Insecta; Diptera; Tephritidae. The transcript is spliced from 11 exons. Gene Ontology annotation, cellular component: Golgi apparatus.